Messenger RNA from Megalopta genalis, 2001 nucleotides. RefSeq lists its product as uncharacterized. The record is from RefSeq and is a predicted model, not a curated record. Gene Ontology annotation, molecular function: ATP binding; DNA-binding transcription factor activity, RNA polymerase II-specific; RNA polymerase II cis-regulatory region sequence-specific DNA binding. Gene Ontology annotation, biological process: regulation of DNA-templated transcription. Gene Ontology annotation, cellular component: nucleus. Lineage: Eukaryota; Metazoa; Arthropoda; Insecta; Hymenoptera; Halictidae.
CCGCGAAAAACUAGAAUCCGCUCAGCCGGCAUCGAGUGCGCGUCGGUUCGGUGUACACGAGUUUCCCCAUCGCUCAGCGUUUCUUUUCCGUAGCCAGUGAACGAAGAGUAGCAAUUCCCUAGCACGCGUUUCUUUAUCCUCGGCCGAGAAGCCUCUGCGAGACUCUCUUCGUCGGUAGACUCGUAAUAAAUAUCCGAGUGUUUAUUAUAUUUGUUCAGUUUUGCGACGGAACGACGCUACCGUGGUAAACCACAGUGCACGACGAGAACAGUGAUCGACGGACUUUGCCUCCCGCGGACUGCGUCGAGUGCCCCCGAGGAUACCUAGAGUGCCCUUCAGGAUUACCGACUCCGCCGGAGUCUUUCCCAAUUGGCUUUUCUUUCGCUCGACCGAAGGAAAGUUCGCUGAAGGAGGCGCGAAACGAUGCAUCUGCCGGAAGGACCGCUAGGCAUGGAUAGCUACAACGCGAUCAGAGAGACUCUGCAGGUCCACUGCGACCUCGUGAGGACCGGAAGUCCAGCUAUCCUCUGCAGCGCGUUACCCUCGCACUGGAGGUCGAACAAAUCGUUGCCCGUGGCCUUCACGGUCGUGGCCCUCGACGAGGUCAGCGACGGCACCUUGGUCACGAUCAGGGCUGGCAACGACGAGAAUUGCUGCGGGGAGCUCAGAAACUGUACCGCGAUCAUGAAGAACCAGGUCGCCAAGUUCAACGAUCUUCGAUUCGUCGGCCGCAGCGGAAGAGGAAAAUCGUUCUCCCUGACGAUCCAGAUCAGCACGGUACCAUUCCAAAUCGCCACCUACACCAAGGCCAUCAAGGUCACCGUGGACGGACCCAGAGAGCCGCGAUCCAAGUCAAAUUAUCAAUACGGACACGGGUUUCCCGGUAUAGGAAUCGGGCUGGGCCUGAACCCGUUGGUGGACUUCGCGUAUCUGGGACACGCGUGCUACAUGCCCCAUCCUGCUUUCGUGAAAGGAACCAUCCCGAUGUCGUCGACGGAUCUGUUCCCGCCAACGUUCCCACCAACGGUGCUGCCGUCGUACCCGUUCGACCACGUCAAGUACCCGACAGAGUACGCGACGCUGCCACCAAAGACUACCACUACGACCAGCUCGCAGCAUCCCAUCUCCAGCAGCCCGUCCAGAACGCCGCCGAGGAGUCCGAGCGAGUCUGGAAGCGAGUCCGCCGCCGAGGAAAUCCGCAGCGCGUUCGUUCCAAUCAGGUUGAACACCCUGCCGCCCGCCCCGUCGGUGAUCACCGCCGCGAAAUCUUCCCCGGAGACCGCUACCGUCUCGAAGAAGCCGACGUUGGGCGUCAGGAACGAGCUGAAGGCGCCCAGGUCCCUGAUCGGCCUGAAACUGUCGCCCAAGAGGAGUCCAACGCCGACGAAGAUCGCAUCGCCGCCACCUGCCAAACCUGUCUGGAGGCCCUACUAGGCUCGGACCAAGGUGUAGAGAAGGCUCUGGGACUCUCGAAGAAUUCCCGCUGGAAGGCUAGUGAUUACUUAGACGUCGUCGGCGCAACCCGAGUCCUUUUUCUUGUUCGAGCGCGCGCCGAUCCGCUCGACGAUCUUCGGCAGAUUCGAUUUCGAUCAAGUUCGGUUAACGGGCAAGUUCUCUGUGGUUCGCGGGUUCGGUUAACGGAGGAGUUUCUCUCUACGACGACUGGUUGGUUCUUCGGUUUUACGAAGACGGUGUUAUUAUAGUUGAUAGUUACAGAGAUUGUACGCCGACACAUCUCUCUAAAUUGUGGCCGAUGAACGGCCGCUUUCAACGCGUCGGUCGUAUGUACAAUUCGCAAUACACAAAGUAUUAUUGUAUAUAGGACAGUUUGUAUAUACGUGUAGAUAGUUCGUGGACAAUAAUGUAGAAGAAAGAGAUUAACUAUAUGUAUAAACAUCGCGCGCGCGUGUGUGGGUGGAAGUGCGACUGUGUCGAUGGUUGUAUGGGAGGGAGCGCGUGUGAGAGAGACCAAAAGACAGAGAUAUUGAUAUUAUUUAUAAG